AUGAUCGGUUCAUUAUUGCUGUUCGCCCUAUGGGCCGGGGCUUCGCAUCAGAUCCCGUUACUCGGCAGCCGAGAGAAUGACAAGGCCUCGGGGCCGCUCCGUUUCAGUAGUAAUGGGGAUUUCAAGAUUUCGAUAUUUGAGGAUUUGCACUUCGGAGAGGACGCCUGGUCUUUUGGGCCUGCUCAGGACAAGAAGACCGUCAAAGUCAUGAAUGACAUACUCGACGGAGCAAAGCCUGAUCUUGUAGUUCUGAACGGCGACCUCAUCACCGGAGAAAACGCCUUCUUGGAAAACGCCUCAUUCGUACUCGACACGCUUGUCCGUCCAAUGCUGGACCGCAAUCUUCCCUGGGCCAGCACGUACGGAAAUCAUGACUACCAGUUCAACCUCUCUGGAAGUGACAUCCUUGCCAGAGAGAAGCAGUGGUCCAAUGCCCGUACUCAGAGCAUGGUGUCAGGCGACGUCGGCGUUACCAACUACUAUCUGCCGGUCUACGCGUCAGAUUGCACGAAGGAUGACUGCACUCCGGAGGUCUUGCUUUGGUUCUUCGACAGCAGAGGCGGGUUCAAAUACCAGCAGAAGGACUCGUCAGGGAAGCAGGUGGGAAAUCCCAACUGGGUUGACGAGAGCGUUGUUUCGUGGUUCAAGUCGACCAACUCAGGCCUGGUCGACAAGCACAAGAAGAAUAUCACUUCCCUUGCUUUCGUUCACAUCCCGCCCGACGCGUCUCUUGGCGUUCAGAACAAGGGAAUCGACCCAUCAAAACAGCCCGGUAUCAAUCAAGACUCGCCGCUCUCUCGACAGGCUGAGGGAUGGUGCUCGGACGGAUCUCAGAAGACUUCAUGCAGCUACGGAGGUCAGGACAAAGCAUUCAUGGAGGCAGUCACGGGAACACCGGGGAUGCUUGCAGUUUUCAGCGGCCAUGACCACGGCAACAGCUGGUGCUACAAGUGGGAUGGCGCCGUCGACGGCGUAAGCGUGAAAGGAACCGGUGUAAACCUCUGCUUCGGUCAGCGAUCCGGUUACGGAGGCUAUGGCAACUGGAUACGGGGAAGCAGGCAACUGCUUCUGAAGCGAGAUAACCUGUCAAAGGGUAUACUGGACACCUCGAUUCGUCUGGAGUCGGGAGACGUGGUUGGUUCAGUGUCCUUGAAUUCCACGUACGGGCAAGAUCAGUAUCCAGUCACACCUGAUCAGCGGACUUGA
Colletotrichum karsti is the source of this 1206-nucleotide messenger RNA. RefSeq lists its product as uncharacterized. The transcript has 2 exons. NCBI's taxonomy places the organism in Eukaryota, Fungi, Ascomycota, Sordariomycetes, Glomerellales, Glomerellaceae. The coding region runs from base 1 to 1206 and encodes 401 amino acids. The record is from RefSeq and is a predicted model, not a curated record. Gene Ontology annotation, molecular function: hydrolase activity, acting on ester bonds. Gene Ontology annotation, cellular component: cytoplasm.